UCUACAGCUGUCGCUUGAGGCUGUCAUAAAAUAACACCAUGCGCUCAUUUUACGGCCGAAGCCUGGCUACAAUGAACGACGGCUUGUUUCGUGUAGUUCUCCUACUACUGGUGUUGACAAACAUCACGUCAGCCUCGAAGAUACUGGUGGUGGCUCCAACGGCAUCCAUUAGCCACCAGAAGGCGUUCCACGUUGUAACAAAGGCGUUACUUGAAAGGGGCCAUGAAGUCACCUUAUUCACGACGGACCCACUCAAGGUAAAUCAUCAGAAUCUAACCGAGGUCGACCUGUCUUCGUCGUAUAAAAUGAUCAGAGAUUUAGACAUCGUAGGCAUGGCUGACAUGACACCUCUGGACGUACUCCUUAGCUUACUGGCGAUGCCAUCGCCGGUUGAGUCUCAAUUGAGAGAGCCAGCAGUACAGGAUUUCAUCAGGAGAAACCACACCUUUGACUUGAUGAUCUUAGAGCGUCUGCCUUACCAAGGUUACUAUGGACUGCACCACAAGAUUGGUUCGCCACCGCUCGUCGGCUUCGUGACGUUGUCUGCAUACUCGCCUGUGUAUUACGCUAUGGGGAACGCCAUGAAUCCAGCCUACAUCCCUGAAAUCUGGGAGGGCUUCUCUGAUCACAUGAACUUUUGGCAGCGCCUGUACAACACGUACUUUACACUACGUUUCCACUAUAUGUGGUUCUACAAAAUACUUCCGCAGCAGGAGAUGAUUAUGAGAGAACAUUUCGGAGCGGAACCACCUUCUGUUCACGAAACUGAACGCAACUACAGCCUACUCAUAGUCAACAACCACUUUACCACGGAAUAUCCGCGGCCUCAUCUACCGAGCGUCAUAGAAGUCACGGGACUCCACGUAUCGACCAAGGUCGAACGAUUACCAGACAACAUACAGAAAUUCAUAGACGGAGCCGAACACGGCGUCAUCUAUGUCAGUCUCGGAUCCAACGUCCGGAGCAACGCACUGCCCCAGGAGAAGUUCCAGGCUUUUCUGGAGGCGUUCAGACAGCUGCCGCAACGCGUCCUCUGGAAGUGGGAGAACGACACACUGCCUUCACAGCCGGAGAACGUGAUGGUCAGCAAGUGGAUGCCGCAACAAUCGGUGCUGGCUCAUCCAAACGUCCGCCUCUUCAUAAUGCAAGGAGGUCUCCAGAGCAUGAAUGAGGCUACGUACCACGCCGUUCCGCUUGUGGUCAUACCUUUCUUCGCCGACCAGCCGCACAACGCUGCCAAGAUUUCGCAGGCGGAAAUCGGCGUCAGGCUGGACUAUCAUGACGUCACUAAGGACAACCUGCUGGCCACUGUACGGACCGUUCUGGGUGAACCAAAAUACGCAGAAAACAUGAAGAGACUUUCUGCCGUAUACCGCGAGCACAAGGCGGACUCGCUGGAGCGGGCGGUGUGGUGGAUCGAGUACGUGAUCCGCCAUAAGGGUGACCCUCACCUUCGCAGCGCCGUCCUCGACCUGCACUGGUGGCAGCUGCUGCUGCUCGACGUCGUCGCUUUCGUUCUGGCGGUCGUCGCCCUCACACUCUGCCUCGUCUACUUCGUCACGCGGCGGGCAGUCUCCUUCUUCACAGGCAGCAAACAGAAACAGAAGCAGAAAAAACAGUGA
Molecule: messenger RNA, 1622 nt
Organism: Schistocerca serialis cubense
Lineage: Eukaryota; Metazoa; Arthropoda; Insecta; Orthoptera; Acrididae
Product: UDP-glucosyltransferase 2-like
Exons: 7
Coding region: 39-1622 (527 amino acids)
Molecular function (GO): UDP-glycosyltransferase activity
Source: RefSeq, a predicted model, not a curated record